Canariomyces notabilis is the source of this 1424-nucleotide messenger RNA. RefSeq lists its product as uncharacterized. The record is from RefSeq and is a predicted model, not a curated record. Lineage: Eukaryota; Fungi; Ascomycota; Sordariomycetes; Sordariales; Chaetomiaceae. Gene Ontology annotation, biological process: steroid metabolic process. The transcript is spliced from 2 exons. Gene Ontology annotation, cellular component: membrane. The coding region runs from base 312 to 1235 and encodes 307 amino acids. Gene Ontology annotation, molecular function: 3-oxo-5-alpha-steroid 4-dehydrogenase activity.
UUUUGAUCUGAGCAGUUACCGUUAAGGUUACAGCAGCAACGGCAGGACUCGCAGGAAGGUAGCGAAUGAAUUUAAUUAGUAGAAGAAUUCCCGCUUUCCUUUCACUUUCUUUUCUGUUUCCUUCGCUCUCCCUUGACUGAGGACACUUAGAGUAUCGCACGACGCUAAGCGUCACCGCGGCAUCACCACUACAACUUUCAUUGCUCGUAGUCGGUCUAUACAUUAUACAUCCACAAUUUGACAGCUACACACCCCGGGCUUCCAGCAACGUGCAACACAAGGUAGUCACUCAAACCCCAUCAUCAACCGCCAUGGCCACCUCCACAGUAGGCCUCGUCAACAACUGGUAUCCGCCGACCCGCGAGAACUACGAAUUCGUCCUCUCGCUAUGGAAAUGGUUCCCCGCUUGGGCCUCCCUCCAAUGGUUUAUAUCCUGGUACGGCAUGGGCAAAACCUCCGUGACCUCCCGAUUCAACCUGCCCGGCCGAAUCGGGUGGCUCACAAUGGAAGCCCCGGGCUUUUUAACCCUGCUCUACACCCUCCGCACCCUCCCCUCCCAAGCCCUCUCCUCCUCCUCCUCCUUAACCCCCUCAUCCGUCGACAUCGACAUCGACCUCCCCUGGCAAAACAAAGUCCUCGCGACCCUCUUCGUGCUGCACUACACCUACCGGGCCCUGCUCUUCCCCUUCCUCCAACCGUCCAUGUCCCCCCUGCACAUCCUCAUCUGGGCCUCCGCCAUCUGUUUCCAGGUCAUCAACGGUCUGUGUCUUGGUUCCUGGCUGGGCGGGUACGGCCCCACGACGGCGAACGACUGGGCCGUGACCUCCCCGACGUGGCAGUUUGUGGCGGGGAUUGGGCUGUUUUAUGUCGGGUUGGCAGCGAAUUACUACCAUGAUGAUGAGCUGCGGGAGAUAAGAAGGCGCCAGGCGAGGAAGCAGGCGAAGGAUGUCAAGGAUGGGAAGGUGAAGGAGGGAGGGAGUGUGGAGAAGCAUUAUGAGAUUCCAGAGGCGGGGCUGUUCAAGGUGGUGCUGUACCCGCAUUACUUUGUUGAGUGGGUUGAGUGGUUCGGGUUCUGGAUGGCGGCUGGGUGGGGGUGCGUGCCGGCGAGGUGCUUCUUGUUGAAUGAGAUUGCGGCUAUGCUGCCCCGGGCGGUUAAGGGGAGGCAGUGGUAUGCCGAGAAGUUUGGGGAGGAGAGGAUCAAGGGACGAUGGGCUGUUAUUCCGGGCGUUAUCUGAGUUCUGAAAGGAUGGGGUCAGGGGAUGGGAAGUAAUGAUGAGGUUGAGGAAUGGUGGGCUGUCAUAGGUUCAAGUACCAGUUUUAAUAUUGCUGACACCGACAUAAUUGCUGCAAGACAAGCUGAAUUCGUUUCAUAUUUACUUCUAGUCCCGCCCACCUCGCACACUUAUACUACAACAGGCAAGCAG